AUGCUCAACAACGACCGCGAUAGCAUUGACGGCGAGGACCCCGACCGGGAAGACCCAGAAGACCCGGACGACGUGAACCACCACAACCGUGAGGACACCAACGGCAACGUGAACCACCACAACCGUGAGGACACCAACGGCAACGUGAACCACCACAACCGUGAGGACACCGACGGCAACGUGAACCACCACAACCACGAAGACACCAGAGGAAACCAGAGCGAAGCCAUAUGUGAUGAUGCCACAAGGGGUUCAGAAGUUGACGUGAGCGUUGGCUUCCUGGCGUUCGACACCAUGAAGCCUCACGCCAUGAACCGGACACAAGCCACCAAGCACAAGGAGCAGGUCAUGGGAAUUCGAAGCCACGACCGCCUGCUCUGGAACCAAGUGUGUCCUUAUGCUUCCCGGCGGCGACCAUGCCUUCCGCGGGGCUGUGGCACUUUCCUUCUGGAGAUCUUCGGCUGCGCGGUGCUCACAGGAAUCGCCCACCAGAGCUACGGGUACCCAGUUUCGACCCCUUUGGGAACCGGGCACUUCGGCAACAUCGACCUUAAGACCGUGAGUGGGCGCCAGCAGGCCACCGAGAUCAUUGAGAAGGAGGACCCCUACCUGAUGACGUUCUCGCCGCCGAGCACUCCGUGGACUAGCUGGCAACGGGUCAAUGCCACCAGAAGUGAAGAGGCCAAGGAAGCAAUCCAAAACGAAAGGAAAAGCUGGCUGCCCUUCAUCCGCUGGAUGACCGAGACCAUUGCAGAACGACUUCAGCGAGGUCGGCAAGUCCUGGUUCUGCACCCGGCUGGUUCCGAUUUGUGGGGAACGUGGGACCUCCAAGGCCUUAUCUGGCAACCUUCUGCCCGAGAAGCAGCAACCACCGAACGCCUGGAACAGGUUCCUUUUGACCUGUGUGCUUUUGGGCUGCUGGACAGCCAAGGGCAACACUACGUUCGGAAGCCCAUGCAGGCACUGACCGCGAGCCCUGGGUUCAAGGACCUACUACGCCAGGCCCGGUGCCCCGGAGAUCACCAACACAGCCGGCUGCAGGGGAACAAGGAAUGCCAAGCAAGUGACGGCUGGACCCUGGAGUUCGGCACGGCCGUCAUGGAUGCCCACCUUGGAGAUCUCGAUGGGAUUCUGGUUCGCACUGCCUUUCCGGCGGAAGCUAUGGAGGAAGAGGCGACCGAGUCACCUCUGGAUGACCUUAUGCCACCCACCUUGGACGCUGUCUACGACGACGGUGACCUGGCACGACUUCUACCACAAGGGCAACAGAUUGACGAGCAGGCAGUCAUUGAAGAAGAGACGGCGAACCCCAACUUGGAAAAGGAAGAGGGGGAGCCACUGAGGCAACUGCGGGCUCGUUGGCGUCAACUACCACAAUCUACGCGCAUAGCGGUGCGACGGCUGCACACCAUGACGGGCCACGCCUCUGUUACCUCUAUGCAGCGACUGCUUCGCACGGCCGGGGGCGACUCUGAGGUCAUCAAGGCACUUCCCUAUUUCCACUGUGCCGCGUGUGCUGCCAGAAAACAGCCAGCGCCACAGCCAGCUACGAGGAUGCCCAGCGACUACCGGUUCAAUGUGGAGGUGGCACUGGACUGCUUUGAGGUUAGAGACGUGGCGCGGCACCGCUAUACCAUCCUCUCGGCCGUGUGCAUGGGAACGCUCUACCACACUGCGGCGGUGGUCUCUCCGGAUGGUGGCGUACCUUCUUCGAAGCGAUGCCUGGAAGCCUUCAGUCACAUGUGGCUGAAUUGGGCCGGACCUCCUCGGCGUAUUGUGCUGGACCGUGGGACCCACAACCGCGGCAUCUUCUCUGAAACCAUCAAUGCCAUGGGGAUCGAGCUGCGGUACAUUGGUGUAGAGGCCCCACACCAGCUUGGCAGAGGAGAACGGCAAGGUGGAAUCCUUAAGCAGAUUCUCCAGCAUGUGAUCGAAGCCCGCCAAGUGGACAACCAUUUCCACGGGAUCACCACUCUCCUCCCCGAGGCCACCUUCGUCAAGAACAACCGGAUCCACCACGGCGGCUUUACCCCUUCCCAGUGGACCCUGGGAAAACUGCCGAUUGAAGUGGACUCAUUGGUUGCCGAAGAAGCCACCGACCGAGCUGGAGUACACCAAGAAGCCCUCGAGCCUGAGACCGAGUUUGGCCGCCAGCUGCAAUUUCGUAUGGCAGCCAAGGAGGCCUUCAGCUACAUUGACGGGGCUCAGCGUGUACGAGCCGCAAUGCUUCGCAAAAUGACCCCUCAACGAGGACCUUUCGCACCCGGAGACCUUGUGUGCUUCUUCCGCAAGACACGCGGAAACAUCACAAAGGGCCGGUGGAUGGGACCAGCCCCUAUCCUCGGACUGGAGGGGCGCAACCUUGCAUGGCUCAUCCACGGAGGGAUGCCUAUUACGGCAAGUCUUGAGUCCCUCCGCUUUGCCACUGGAGGUGAGAUUGUGGCAAAGAGGAAUCUGGAGCUGCGCCCAUCCAGGAAGCGCCGCCGUGAGCUUGUUGACCCAGAUGAGGAGUUCGAGUACCCUUUUGGCGACGACCUGGUUGGAUCGCCUACGGCUCAGGCUGGCGGAGGAGAAGCACAACAGAUUCCUUUCUUCAACAAUGACGACCCGGAUCUUGAAGACUACUCUCCGAGCCCGCUUCCUGAGGAACCUUCUCCUGUGCAAGGGACCAAGGCGAAGACAAAUGCUGCUCGAGCCAAGGAGCUUCACCUCAACAAGGCUACCCCUGAAAGGCGCGAGAAGAUGAUGGCCGCCAGAGCUAAGGAAUGGGCCAAUUGGACCAGCUUCGAUGCCACCCGUGUUCUACCACCAGCUGAAGCAGCCAAGUUCCUGGCCGAGAACCCCGAUGUGGAGGUGAUCCCCAUGCGCUGGGUGGACACCUUGAAGUCGGAGCCAUGGGAAGAAGACCGCCACAAGGCCAGGAUGGUGGUAAGAGGGGACCUUGAGCGUGACGGGGACCUACGCACAGACAGCCCAACAUGCAGCCAGCAGAUGUUAUGCUUCACCCUUUCCCUGGCUGCCGGGAAAAGAUGGCCUGUCUUUGGAGGUGAUGUCACAGCUGCCUUUCUGCAGGGUGAGCACAUCACGCGGCAACUGGUGCUCUCGCUCCCUAAGGACGGCGUGGAGGGCAUCGAAGAGGGGAGCAUCAUGAUCGCCAACAAGCCGGUGUAUGGGACGCGUGAUGCACCGAGGGGCUUCUGGAAGAAGCUUGCGAAAACGGCCAAGAAGCACGGCUUCAGAGAGAUUCCCUUUGAGCCGGCUGCCUACUCCCUGAGCAAUGCCAAGGGCGAGCUCCUCGGGAUUGUCGUCUCCCACGUCGACGACCUUCUGUGGACUGGGGGGCAAGAAAUGAGCGAGGUGAUGAAGAAGUUUCAAGAGGACCUGAAGUUCGGAUCGCUCGAUGAGGGCGACUUCACCUACUGUGGCAGGAAGAUAGCUCAAGAGGCCGAAGGGAUCCGAGUGACCUGUCCGAACACAGCAGCCAAGGUUCGAGCCAUACAUGUGGCUCCUCAGCGCCGGAAGCAGCGAGACCUCCCGGCAACCGACUCUGAGACGAGCCAGCUACGGAGUGUGCUUGGAUCGUUAGGAUGGGUUGGCCGAGUGUGUCGGCCCGAUAUAUCCUAUGAGCUCUCCUCCUUGCAGGCUGUCCAGAAGCAGGCUACCGUGCAGGACCUCCUCGACGCCAACCGGCUUCUCUACUAUGUGCAGAAGACCCCCGAAGCUGGAGUGUUCUAUAGGUACGGGGCAGUAGAUAUGGACCGGGCUGUCCUGCUGUCCAUUACCGACGCCUCCUAUGCCGCCGACUUCGACACAAGCAGCAGCGGGAAGGCGCUUGGAAACCGGUCGCAGAGUGGAAGACUGCUUUGUUUGGCAGACCCCAGCUUCCUGGAAAGCGGAGAAGGAGAGGUGUACCUGCUGCAGCACCACUCCAAUGUGUUGCGUCGAGUGUGCCGGAGCACCCUCCAAGCGGAGACCUUGAGCAUGGUGUCCGGCUUUGAGGAAGCAGAGCACAUGCGUGCAGUGAUGUAUGGCAUGCGCCGCGAGCUCACUGAAGGAUGGCAGGUGCGUGCCAUGGACGAGGUCACCAUUCAUAUGUUGACCGACUGUCGCAGCUUGGAGACGCACUUGUUGCAGAACGGCAUGGGCACCACGAGUGACAAGCGGCUCUCGAUCGACAUGAGUGCUCUUCGCCAGAUGAUCUGGCGAGAGAAGGGAGAAGCCUACGGCGAUCCUUUGGGAACAGAUGGCAUCCCGAAGGACUCUACUACGAAAGUGGAGUGGAUCGAGACCAAGUCCAUGCCGGCAGACGCGCUCACCAAGAAGAUGCGGAGUGACCAGCUGAACCUGUUCAUGAGAACGGGGCACAUGAAGAUAGAUCGAGAUCGAUCCUCCAAGAAGGCCGGCAAUCGCGUUGUGCAGAUGAUUGACAAUGUGUUGGAGGCAGAUGAGGUCAAACAGGUGCGUCCGAAGAGCGAAGAGUGCGUCGCUCUCACGGUCCUGGUGGAAGCACCCAUUUUUGUGGUUUGCACGCUGACGGGCCUGGGCCUCUUCGCGUUCGCUGUGCAGCUCCUCCAUCGCUUGAGGCGGCUCAAGAUGAUGUUGACCAGCGAGCAGGCCAUAGCGGCGCUGCGUGAGGGAGUACACCCUGAUGGGCGAGCGUCAGAGAGCUCCUACGCUGGCAGCUCUCAAACGCGGGCAACUGCAGAGGCCUCAUCCAACGAAAGCACGGAGCAGCUGGAGCAAACGGGCAGGAUGGCUCGGAUCAUCAAAUGUAGCGAGGUUCAAGCUUCCUGUUCAGGCACCAGUCUGUCGGAGAGCGCCGUCGGUCAGCAAAGUGCCCUGGUCCGCAGUAGCCCGGACCUUUCGUCCUCUCUUCUGGAUGCCGAGAAGUCCUUUGCCGGCCUCGUUUCUGGAACAUGGGCCGGAACCGGCAUCUGCGAUCUCCGUGCGUCCGUGACAGCGCAGCAGAAGCAGAUCGACUCCUUGGUGGACCGCGUCGCUAUGCUCCUCUCAUCCAUGCACUCUGAGGUACUGCAAGACGUGCAGGCAGCUUUCGGCGCGUUCAACUUUGAAGCCAGACUGACAGAGAUGCGACGCGUAGGUGAGGAGCUAGACUCGCGCUUGAACGAGUUCAGAAACCAGGCUCGACGGUUUGGCUUCAACGAGACAUCUGCAAUUCAAGAUGAAGUUCUGCGACUUGGAGAAACCUUGCAUGGGUUUGACGCACGUUUCGCGGCGCACGAGCAAAAACUGCACGAGCUUGAAGACCAUGUCGGUGAGAGCAUGAUCGCCGUGCAUGACCGUCUCACUUCGCAGUGGGACGGCAUGUCGUCGGAGCUGAAGAAGUUGGCUGACCGUGUGGAGAACGCCGAGUCCGAUGUUGCGCUUUUGUCGGACGAGGAUCCUGGAAACUAUGCGGAGGCCCUGCAGAAAGCGUCAGACACGCUGCGCAUCGAGUGCCAAGAGUUUGUGCUCCAACAGCUUGAGCCUGCAAGCGCUCGCUUAGCCACCUUGGAGGAAUACUUCUCCCAGCAGCAUUGGGACCUGCUUCAUGCGUUACGAAACACAGAAGGAGCUGGGUCGAAGGAGGGCGACACUGUCCAUAAGGAAUGGCAAAGACAGGCGCAAGAUGACAUGAGGCAGCACGGCGAGCAGCUCCUCCACUUGACGCGUGAGCUCAGGGACGUUCGAGCCUUGGCCUCGAGCCUGGAAAAAGUGGUGGAAGGACACAGCAGGGAAAGCAGGGAGAAAAUCGCGACCGAGAAGCCCAUGAUUCAGGACCUUUCGCAGCGCAUGGACCUGGUCCAGGCAAAGCUCGAAGCGCAUGGUGCCAACCCGCGAGCGGAGCAGCGGGUCGACGAAAUGGAUGCCAGGCUCAACUCCAUCAGCCUUUCCACGAGUCAAGAGCUCCGCUUCCUCGCGCAACAGUUGCGAGACCUGGAGGGCACCUUGAGCAAGCGAGCGGACACUGCCGAGAAGACGACCGAGCGUUUGCAAGUGCAAGUUCAGGACGUGGUCUCUGUCAUGAAGGAUCUGCCGAUGGCCUUGUUGUCAGGGCCCAGCUUGCAAUCAGACGUUGAGGACCGCAUGCUGCAAGCACUGGAACGGAAGGUUGACCUGGCAUCGCAGGACUUGCGAUGUCAGCUCGAAUCGCAGAUCGCACAGAUGUCAAAUCGAGACCGGCAGAUGCAAAGCGAUGCACGUGCUCUCGAAGAUGUAAGAGACGUAAGAUCGCAAAAGCUUGCGUUCGAAGUGCGGAAGGAGUUCGAGCAGAAGCUGGCAGACAACGGAAUGUCCACACAGCAGUUGUUGAGGGAAUUGCGCCAGGAGCUCGAAGCUCGAGCAUCUCAGUCGCAAAGGCAGGGCGAAGAGCUGCGGCGAGAGAUGGAGCUGAAACUGGAGAGGAAGUUCUCGGCAUCAGAAAUGGCUAUGGAGGAGCUUCGGCACACACUGGACAACAUGCGAACCCAGCAGCAGGGAACCCUGCACAAACUCUCGGAAGAUAUGAAGCAGAUGAGUGCGGAACUGGAAGUCCGACUUGUAAAGGCACAGGGGUCGAGCCAGAGGUUGGCGGCCGAGCUCCACAAAGACUUGGAGGUGAACCUGACCGAGACGAGUCGGCAAGUGUUGCAUGAGGAACGACAGCAGUUGGUCAGCGAAUUCCGGCAGGACCUGGAGCGACGCCUUCUGCAAAGAAGCAACGGCCAGGCCAGCAGCGACCAGGUCCGACUUGCUGCCGAGGAGAUCCGGCAGCUCCGAUCAGCCAUGGACAGUACAAGGGAAAUAGCAGAAGAAGCACGCCGAGACGUGGUCGAGUUCCUUUCCCGUGGGUCAGACGACUCCUUCCUCGAAGCCGCAGAGCGAGCAGCGCGAGUCACAGCCAGCUCCUUGGAGGAUCGCUUUUGCGAGCGGUUUGAUCGCUGCGAUGCAGCAGCCAGCUGCUGUGAACAACUUACGAAAGAGAUGGAGAAUCGCUUGCGCCAAGUAUCCAGUGAACUUCGUGCACAUCAGCAGCUGGUGAGUGUUCUUGCACCCUCACUACAAUCGAUGGAAUCCGAUUCUGUGGCAACAGCAACAGCUGCUGCAACAGCUGCAGCGGCGGCUGCGACAGAAGUGCUCUCAGAGGUCCGGAACAGUCCUGCAAUGAGGUCACUGCGAAGUAGCCCGUCGAGGUCCCUGAACUCCACAACACAGGAGCUGUUUCGUCGUUCAGAUGAAGCAAUGUCAGAGCAGCCCGAGUCGCGCACUUGCCCAAUUUCACCGAUCUCCGAAGAAGCAGAGGUGGAUGAGCAAAGCUUCAUCAUACAGGGACGGCGCCAAAAGAACAGAGAUUUGAGCGUGGACGUCGACCAAUUUAGCUUGCAACAGAAAGUCGCAAGGAGCCUUGCGGGCUUGGAGGACUGA
Messenger RNA from Symbiodinium sp. CCMP2592, 7404 nucleotides. The record is from the annotation of a GenBank genome assembly. NCBI's taxonomy places the organism in Eukaryota, Dinophyceae, Suessiales, Symbiodiniaceae.